CCCGCUCGAUCCACCGUUCGUUUGCUCUAUACCUUUGUGUUAAUUGUAUUGAGUUUUGUCGGGAAAGAUUUAAAAGGAUUUCAAAACAAUGCUGGAGCUGACUUUCCAACACUUUAUCAAACAUGAUAUUUCUAGUCCAUACAAUACUAAACAAACAAAAAUGCACUACCUAUCUAGCUAGAACUUUAAUUACAGUAUGCAUUGGUUAUGUUUGUAGACAUUGUGAUUGUGGAAUUUUAGGUGAAGUGGCAGAUCCGGCUCCUGGAAACAAUACCAAUUCCCAUGACAAGACGAGAAGAGUAGAAAAUGGCUAUCCGAACGGUUGGUGCCGAAAGCUUUGUCGUUUCUUGUAUUGCAACAACCUUAGGCAUAGCAAUUACAGUGGCAUUUUUAACUUUCAACGUAUUUCAUCGAAAGAAAAGGUUCAUUAAAAUGUCGAGCCCGAACCUUAAUGUUCUGAUAAGUGUGGGUGGACUGUGUCUAAACUUUGCCUGUUUGAUGUACGGGAUGGAUUUCUUCUUGGCAGAGCGAUACCCCGAGGCUACCGUCACGUGCCAGAUCCGCCUCUGGAUGAUUACCAUAGGGAUAUCUAUGGUAUUUGGCCCGAUGUUUGCCAAGGCUUGGAGAGUCUAUCAGAUUUUUCGUAAUGCUGGAAUCAAACGAGUGGUGAUAAAAGACAGUCGUCUCUUUUUGAUGUCGUCCUUAUUUAUCCUGGUUGACAUUGUGAUCUUGGCGAUAUGGCAGAGCGUCGAUACCAUGACAUCGAAGAAAAUGAAAUAUCUUAGAAUGACUGGUGAUGAAGGUGUACAAAAUGGCACCCAUAAUUCCGGAUACGCUUCAAUACAGGAAUGUUCAUCUAAUGGAGCCUCAUGGGGGUUAGCAUUGCUUCUGCUGUGGAAGACUGGUUUGUUGGGGUAUGGGCUAUAUUUAGCUUGGCAGACGAGAAAUGUGACCCUCCCUGCAAUGCGAGAUUCUCCCAGUAUCAUCAUCAGCAUUUUUUGUACACUUUUGUUAUCUGCACCCACCUUUAUGCUGACCACACUAUUACGUCACACACUAGACGGAGUCUACAUAACGGAAAUUCUCAUAAUUACUAUUUGUACCGUGGUGGUACAAAUGACAGUAUUUCUUCCUAAGGUACGAUACUGGUGGAAAUGUCCUUUGGAAAAGCAAUCGAAAAUGUCAAUAUCAUUGUAUGACUUCAAGCAGAAGACAUCAGCAUCUACAGAUGACAUUGUUUUCCAACUUCAAUCAGAAAAUACUCUCUUAAAACUUAAUGUAAAAGAGAAAGUUUCACAGGUUAAAGAACUCGAGGGAAAGCUUGCUCAUUUAAGACGGAAAAUGUCGGCAUUAUGCACGGAUGAUGACGAUCGUCGAGACAGUGGGUUAGAUGUGGAUCUCGGGAUAUCGGAGAUUAAAGAACCAACCACCGUGGAUACCCCUAUAGCAGCAGAUCCUAGUUCUGAGAAGAAGGAAGAAAAUAUGGCAUCCACAAAUAAAGUAAACCCAAAUAGAGAGGAAAAUUCGCAGGCGUUCGACAGGUCCCAGUCCGACACUACUGAAAUGAAAUUAUAUAAAAAGGGGAAAGAUAAACGGCGGAAAAAGGUGCUGACAUCUACACCUGAUAUAUACAAACAGUCGAGAUGUUGGACAUUUUCGUCAAUGCGAUCGAGACAAGACAUAGUGGGUUCAGUGACAAAAAGUUAUGAUUUAGAGGAGAACGAAGACACAUUUUCGUAUGUCAGUAAUUACCUUCCACCCCCUCCCCCGUCAGAACAGAUCGACUUUUCUCUGAAAAACAAUUCUAUAUAUGCAGCAACAGAAAAUGAUGUUCUUAGCAAUGACAUGCUCUAUCCAUUAUCAAACAGCGAUUCUUCCAAUCCCUGCAAUAAGGAGCCAGAAAUUAACGGCAAUAUAAUAAAUGGAGACUGCAUCACGCCCGGUAAAACUUGCUAUGUUUAGAACUGUGUUCUUGACGGAAGAAAGACAACUCUCUAUGUGCAUUUUCAAAUUCCAUAACGAACGAAAUAUGAAGUUGAAGAAUUUUCCGUAAUAAAAGUAGAUAAUUUAUUUUAAGUUGAUCAACGCAUCAGCUCAUAACAUUUGUUUAUAGAAAGCCAUCAAAUGGUCAAUAUAAGAAAAAUCCAUAUUCAUGUGUGCCUUGCUUUUAGACGUGGUCUUGGUCUAUAUAUAUAUAUUUAUAUAGACAUUAUGGCGAUAUAUGAACACAUUACAAAAUGGGUGAUACUGUAUUUUCACAAUAUUGUGCCAAUGUAAAAUAUUACUUGUAUUAAAAAUUAAUCGAUUUC
Messenger RNA from Ostrea edulis (European flat oyster), 2309 nucleotides. Its product is annotated as gamma-aminobutyric acid type B receptor subunit 2-like. Gene Ontology annotation, molecular function: G protein-coupled GABA receptor activity. Gene Ontology annotation, cellular component: G protein-coupled receptor heterodimeric complex; membrane. NCBI's taxonomy places the organism in Eukaryota, Metazoa, Mollusca, Bivalvia, Ostreida, Ostreidae. The coding region runs from base 307 to 1962 and encodes 551 amino acids. Gene Ontology annotation, biological process: G protein-coupled receptor signaling pathway; gamma-aminobutyric acid signaling pathway. The record is from RefSeq and is a predicted model, not a curated record. The transcript has 8 exons.